Messenger RNA from Dermochelys coriacea (leatherback sea turtle), 3055 nucleotides. RefSeq names its product cholinergic receptor muscarinic 4 (gene CHRM4). The transcript is spliced from 3 exons. NCBI's taxonomy places the organism in Eukaryota, Metazoa, Chordata, Testudines, Dermochelyidae. Gene Ontology annotation, molecular function: G protein-coupled acetylcholine receptor activity; G protein-coupled serotonin receptor activity. The record is from RefSeq and is a predicted model, not a curated record. Gene Ontology annotation, biological process: G protein-coupled receptor signaling pathway, coupled to cyclic nucleotide second messenger; regulation of locomotion; chemical synaptic transmission. Gene Ontology annotation, cellular component: plasma membrane; synapse; dendrite. The coding region runs from base 671 to 2248 and encodes 525 amino acids.
CAGAGUCCUCCCCCCUCCCCGGCCACAGCGGCUGAAUUGGGGCCCCCCGAGGCCAUUCACACGGGAGCCAAGGCGGCCUGUGCCCUGCCCCCAGGGAGCACCUGGGGCCGGCGGCUUCUGGGACGGCGCCUCAGACAAAGGCAAGUAAUGGGGGGGCACGACCCUGAGCUCCCGCCGCCCGGGCCCUGCCCAGUGAUGUGCCAGCGGCGAGCCACGGUCCCCCCAGGUUGGGUGAGAGGGGAAAGUAGCGCUCGCAGCCCCGCUGUGAUUGGCGGAGGCUCCAUUACGUCAUGGUGCCGGGGCUGCCUCGCUGCUUUUGCUUUUUCUUUUUGUUCUGCGCGGGGGAGAAAAGUGGGCGCGCGCUAGUUAGCGCGAGAGGGCGGCACAUCUGGGCUGGGCUGGGCUGGGCUGGGCGCGGGGCGGCCCCGGCGGGAGCGCCGGCCACGCCACGCCACGCCACGCCGGCCCGGCUCCGGCUCCGGCUCCGGCUCCCUUCGCCUUCCCGGCGCAGCCCCGGCUGCCGAGAGCGGAGCCAGCCGGCGGCGGCGAGGGAACUGCCCGAGGGAGCGUCCCAUGAAGCGGACUCCGGCGCCUGGGGCUCCUUCGCGCUCCUUCCAUCGGCACCAGCCCCCCAGCCGCGAGCACCGCCCGGCGGGCGGGAAGACGCGCCAUGGCCUUUGAGAACGGCACCGGCGCCGCAGCGCUAAGGCCGUGGGGGGCGCCCGGUCUUCAUUUCCAGAGGGAGCCAUUUGCUGUUGGAGACCCACAAUCCAUGCAUAACCUCUCUGCUCAGCCCUGGCAGAUGAAGAUGGCCAAUCUAACCUAUGACAACUUCACCAAUGGCAACCGAUCUGCAGUGGUCAUGCAGCAUCCUUCCAACCAGUACAAAACAGUGGAGCUGGUCUUCAUUGCCACGGUAACUGGCUCGCUCAGCCUGGUCACUGUGGUGGGGAACAUCCUGGUCAUGCUGUCCAUUAAAGUGAACCGCCAGCUCCAGACUGUGAACAACUACUUCCUUUUCAGCCUGGCCUGUGCUGACCUGAUCAUUGGGGUCUUCUCCAUGAACCUCUACACGGUCUACAUCAUCAAAGGCUAUUGGCCGCUGGGGGCUGUGGUGUGUGACCUCUGGCUGGCGCUGGACUAUGUGGUGAGCAACGCCUCUGUGAUGAACUUACUCAUCAUCAGUUUUGACCGAUACUUUUGUGUCACCAAGCCCCUGACCUACCCGGCUCGAAGGACCACCAAAAUGGCAGGGCUGAUGAUUGCAGCAGCUUGGAUAUUGUCCUUUGUUCUCUGGGCGCCUGCCAUCUUGUUCUGGCAGUUCAUCGUUGGGAAGAGGACAGUCCCUGAGCGGGAGUGCUACAUCCAGUUCCUAUCUAAUCCGGCCGUGACCUUUGGUACAGCCAUCGCUGCUUUCUACCUCCCUGUGGUCAUCAUGACUGUGCUGUACAUUCACAUCUCACUGGCCAGCAGGAGCAGAGUGAGACGGCACAAGCCUGAGGGCAAGAAGGAGAAGAAGACUAAGCCACUCAGCUUCUUUAAGAGCCCACUGAUCAAACAGAACAACAACUCCUCUCCCAAGAGGGCGCUGGAGGUGAAGGAGGAGGUGAGGAAUGGUAAAUUGGAGGACCAACCCUUAGCACAGACAGAGGCUGCUGGUCAGCAAGAGGAGAAGGAGACUUCCAAUGAAUCCAGCACAGUCAGCAUCACCCAGACCACAAAAGAGAAGCAGGUGACAGAAAUCUUACCAGCUGGGCAAGGGCGGAGCCCUGCCCACCCACGGGUUAACUCGACCUCCAAGUGGUCCAAGAUUAAGAUCGUCACCAAGCAAACUGGUACUGAAUGCGUCACGGCCAUUGAGAUUGUCCCAGCUAAGACAGCUGCCUCUGCCCAGAACACCCUCUCAAACAAUCGCCCAGCCAAUGUUGCCAGGAAGUUUGCUAGCAUUGCCAGGAGUCAGGUGCGUAAGAAGCGCCAGAUGGCAGCCCGGGAGAAAAAAGUCACCAGAACCAUAUUUGCCAUCCUGCUUGCCUUCAUUCUCACAUGGACUCCUUACAAUGUGAUGGUCCUUAUUAACACCUUCUGUGAGACCUGCGUACCCGAGACAGUGUGGUCUAUUGGGUACUGGCUCUGCUAUGUCAACAGCACCAUCAACCCAGCCUGCUAUGCCCUCUGUAAUGCCACUUUCAAGAAGACCUUUAAGCACCUUCUCAUGUGCCAGUACAGGAACAUUGGCACAGCUAGAUAAGCUGGCACUGAGGGACUGCUUGUCAAGAUUACAAAGACUCAUUCUUUGCCUCUCCUUUUAGGGGGUUCUCUGCUCCCCACUCACAAGAGAUGCAGACUGUUUAGAGAUUCCACAAGAUGCCCUUCUCCGAAUGCAGCUGUAUGAUGCAGCUCUUUUACUUGUUCUCAGCCUGGGAGAAGGAGCCCUCAGACAUGCAUAAAUCAAAUAACAGCUCCUCUUCCUACACAACCCCUGACUCUACACUGGAAGAAAACAAGGAAGAGGGAACACCAGAGGAGUGUCCCCACCAACAGGUUCCAUAGUUACUUUGAACCCCAUGUAGCUCCUCCCUCUGGAGCUCUUGGCUGAAUUGGCAGCUAUCUUUGCUCUCUAGGUAAAACCGUGGAGUUUCUAAAUGGGGUUCCUGCUGAUUACACCUGUGUCACAGUGAGGUGUCACUGUGCAAUGAGAAAUGAUGUAACUGAAAUCCCUUCUUUCACUCCUUGAGCAUCCUGAUGGCUUUGCAGGUCACAUGGAGAGAAGGUUCCUGGCAUCAGGAGGGGUUCAACAGGGUCUUAAACCAUAUACUGCCCAAGAGAAAAAGGAACAUAGAUCAGCCACUUUGUCAUACAUCAGGUGUCAGAUGAUUCCUUUUGGACCAACCUGGACUGGAUGGAAAAGGCCUGUUAGAUGACCCAGACCAUCUCCCUGGGGCCAAGACAGGAUUGUUCCCGGUCAUGCAUUCUCUAGUGGCUUUAAACAUCCCACAAGAUGAAUGGGGUUCUCACCCCUUCCCUCUGGGGCGGUGACUCCAUAGCCUGAGCCAUC